AUGUAUGUGUCCAAACAGGUGCCAGAGUCCACAUGCUCUGCGACCUGUGAUCCUGGACAAGUGCGCAGAGUCAAAGGGUUCCACUCCUGCUGCUUUGGCUGCAUCGACUGUCAGCCUGGAACCUUCCAGGCUGACAAAGGUGAUAUUCAGUGCAGACCUUGUCAAAAGCGCCAAUGGUCCACCAUACGCAGCACGUCCUGCACUGAUCCCACCUUUGAGGUCCUGUCAUGGGACAUGACAGAGUCUGUGGUGAUGGUGAUAGCUGGAGCUCUGCUGCUGCUGUGCCAGAGUGCAGUGCUGUUGCUGUUCCUCAGACACAGGAGCAGUCCCCUGGUGCUGGCCUCAGGUGGGACACUGGCCUUUGUGGCGUUGCUUGGCCUGAUGGGGGCGUGCCUGAGCCUGGUGCUGUUCCUGGGACAGCCCACAGACACAGUGUGUCGGUUGCAGGUGCCACUCACCUCCAUUUGGCAAACAGUGGCUCUGUCCAUCCUCGCCUCCAUUUCUCUACAGGUGUUCUUUGUGUCAGAGUUCCCUCAGCGGGCCGCCCCUCACCUCCAUACCAUCCGUGGCCCGGGCAGCUGGCUCCUGGUGCUGUCCUGCUGUGUGGCUCAGGCUGGUAUCUGUGGCUGGUUUGUGCAGGAGGGCCCUUCUCUCUCAGCCUACAUGGAGAAAAUGGAGAUCACCUUUGUGCGUGCGUUUCUGAGCUGCCCUGUGGAGCCGCAGAUUGGCUUUGGUCUGUUACAGGGCUUUAAUGUGGUCCUGGCCCUGGUCUCCUUCAUGAGCACCUUCAUGGCUGUGAAGCCUUUUCACCAGUACAACCUGUCCCGGGACAUCACCUUCUCCUGCCUCAUUUACUGUGUCAUCUGGGUCACCUUCAUCCCCAUUUACAUCGGGCUGAAAGGCAAGCAGAAGUCCAUUGUCCACAUCUCUUUCUCUCUGUCCAGUAACUUUGGGCUGAUGGCAGCGUACUUCUUCCCCAAGUGCUUUCUGAUGAUGAGGAACCCUGAGCUCAACAAAGCCGAGUAUUUCUGCACCGUUCUGGAGGGAGUUCCUCCGACUCCUCCUGAGGACGAGCCGCAGCCUCAAACUGAGACAGAAUCUGCGCAUUAA
Knipowitschia caucasica is the source of this 1110-nucleotide messenger RNA. Lineage: Eukaryota; Metazoa; Chordata; Actinopteri; Gobiiformes; Gobiidae. The record is from the annotation of a GenBank genome assembly.